GGAGUUUGGAGAUAAUUCCUCAGUUCUCUGCAACACAUGCUGGCUUAUUCUUCUCCUGGCGUAAAUGGAAGGCCUCUGUGUGAUGAUGGAUCACUCAACCAGUAUCCUGCUCACACUGCUGAUCCUUGCUCUGCCUAGUGCUCAUGGUGGGAAUGUUCUGGUGUUCCCGUUGGAUGGCAGUCAUUGGGUGAACAUGAAAAUCCUGACUGACGAGCUGCAUUCCAGGGGCCACAAUGUUACAGUGGUGCGGGCAUCAAAUAGCUGGUACAUCAAAGAAACAUCUCCGCACUACACUUCAAUCACAAUCCCAAAUACAGGGGGAUUUGAGGAGCAGGAUUUUGGCUCAUUUGUCUCCAAAUUAAUACAGAUUCGAAGGGAAGGUAACUCUGCCUGGGCUCGUCUCAGUAUGGAAAUGGAGAUUCUAAAGCAGUUUUCAGACUUGCACAGAAAUCUGGGUGAAAUGAUUAUUCAAAUGUUUGAGGAUGAGAAGUUAAUGCAGUCUCUGCGGAAUGCUCACUAUGACGUAGUUCUGACUGAUCCUGCCCUUGGUGGUGGGGUACUGUUGGCACACUACCUCAGUCUUCCUCUAGUUUUCAAUGUCAGAUGGACCGUAGAAGGGGAGGCUCAUUUUGCAAUUGCUCCUUCACCACUAUCAUAUGUUCCUUUCCCAGGGGCAGAAUUAACUGACAGCAUGAGCUUCUCACAACGUGUUAAGAACAUGCUAUGUUAUGCUUUUGGAUGUAUGCAGAUUUCAUAUAUUACAAAACCUGUUUACACUGCUCUUACUCAUCGUUAUUUUGGCCCUGGAGUCGACUACCUUUCACUUUUUCAGGCAGCUGAUAUAUGGCUCAUGAGGAAUGAUUUUGUGUUUGAAUUCCCACGGCCCACCAUGCCCAAUGUGGUUUACAUGGGAGGAUUCCAGUGCAAGCCUUCCAAGCCCCUUCCCCAAGACCUGGAGGACUUUGUUCAGAGCUCUGGAGAACAUGGUGUCAUUAUCAUGUCUUUGGGCACUUUAAUUAGCCAGCUUCCCCAUGAUUUAACUGCAGAGAUAGCUGCUGCUUUUGCUCAGCUUCCUCAGAAAAUCAUCUGGAGGUAUACAGGGGAAAGACCAACGACUCUGGGCAACAACACCUUACUGGUCGACUGGAUGCCACAGAAUGACCUCCUUGGACAUCCUAAGACCAGGGCUUUUGUAGCACAUGGAGGAACCAAUGGAGUUCAAGAGGCCAUUUACCACGGUGUUCCAAUAGUUGGUCUUCCACUGAUUUUUGAUCAGCCUGACAACCUUUUUAGAAUGGGAGCGAGGGGAGCAGCUAAGAUUGUGGAUAUUGCCAAUUUAGACAGGAGUGUCUUCCUCCAGGCCAUACAGGAAGUGCUUCAUGACCCGUCCUACAGGAUGAACAUGCAGAUGCUGUCCAGGCUGCACCAGGACCAGCCAAUGAAACCACUGGACCGUGCAAUCUUCUGGGUCGAGUAUGUCAUGAGACACAAGGGUGCUGCUCACCUGCGCACUGAGUCCUACAAGAUGCCCUGGUACUCCUAUCACUCUGUAGAUGUGAUAGCAGUGUUGUUAGCUGCAAUAUUGCUAAUCAUAGUGACUACUAUAGCUGUUAUCAAAUUUCUGUGCUGUUGGGCAUAUUAUAAAAGAAAAAUAAAAUGUGAAUGACUGGGGAAUCCUUUCUCAUUCAUGUGAAACCAGACAGUGUUUUCAGUGACUAGGUUUUGUAUUUCAGUAAUCUUGUUCUACUUUCCUGCAUGUCCUAUCUUCAA
Megalops cyprinoides (Indo-Pacific tarpon) is the source of this 1770-nucleotide messenger RNA. Its product is annotated as UDP-glucuronosyltransferase 2C1-like. The record is from RefSeq and is a predicted model, not a curated record. The coding region runs from base 65 to 1666 and encodes 533 amino acids. NCBI's taxonomy places the organism in Eukaryota, Metazoa, Chordata, Actinopteri, Elopiformes, Megalopidae. The transcript has 2 exons. Gene Ontology annotation, molecular function: UDP-glycosyltransferase activity.